AAAGCGGUGGACGGUGUGCACACACCUUUGAGUGACAUGAUGACCUGAUGAGUGACAUGUACGUGUGGUGCCGCUCCUUGUCAGUGUGUUGCACACUCGGCCCAGCAGGGGGCAGGCGUCUCUUUUUCAUUCAUACCACCAAGUUUUUCCAACAGGAUGUGGAAAAACGUCGUGCGUCCUCCGCUGCUUGUUACCCUUCAGACCCAAACUUUUCUCCUGCUGGUCCCUGUUCAAAGGAGUGUUUCGGACCGAGCAGCGUCCGCGUCGCACCCGCCGUCAGCAUGUUCUCACGACCGAACCCUGCCUGCCUGUGCGCGCUGAGCGCCGUGUUCCUGCUCGUUUCGGGGGAGGAAGUGUCCGAGAGUCGCUCCGGGAUGAUCCAGGAGCUGCGGAGCGCCCUGGCUGACCUGGCCGGGGAGGGCAAGACCUACCUGGGCAGGCUGGCCGGCGAGCAGACGGUGCUGUCGGUGCAGAAGGCCUUCUCUCAGGUUCUGGGUGUUGUUGCGGAGGGUUUGGCCAGUGGUCUCAAUGUGCUCCUACAGCAUGUCUCACAUCUCCUGCAGGCUGCUGGAGUCCAAGUUGUCUUCCCCAUCAAUAGAGUGACUCCGGAGGGCCUUCUAUUUCUUGCCCAGUGGGUUCUUGUGGCUCUCAUUGGCUACUGGCUCGUCUCCUUCGCCUUCUGUUUGGUCGCCUCCACUCUGAGGCGGGCCGUGUGGCUGCUGAAAGUGGGCGUGGCCCUGGCCUGCUUUGGCUUCAUCCUGAGGGACCACAGCGUCGGCACAGAGACCCUGGCCGUCCGAUUGGCUGUCUUGGUGUGCGCCUGCGUCCUUUUGGGCGUCGGCACCUCCAAAGGCCCCGAUGCGGCCGACAAGACGGCUCACCUGGAGGAGCAGGUGAGGAUCCUGGAGAGGCGGCUCAGAGAGAUGGAGAAGUGGACGAAGGCGGAGUGAGUGGGUGACAUGAUGGAGCCGCGUGCCCUGCUGGGCUUCUGCAACCUCCAGGGACAAAUCUUUUUACACUUCAGAUGUCAAAAAAGUUAUGUUCUAAUGAUCUGUUACUGACACAAUAGAAUUACUCGGUCAUUCCUGGAAGCAGCGACCUGUUCAUCUUCAAGUGUCGCUGUUAAAUACUUGGAUUGAUACUGUCAAUCUUCUCAGACGGAAGAAGAAUAUUUGCACAUUUGAGGAUUUCAAACGGUUCCUUUUAACUCUAGAGAAUGGUAAUGAUACUUCCAGUCAGAUGUUUUGUCACAUUGGGACAAAUGUUCUCAUCUUAGUUUUUUACUUAGCCUGACACGCAGGUCAGAGGUGGGCUCUGAUUGGAUGUGGUUCAUGCUUUAGCCCCUUUUAUACUGAGAUCCUGUUAUAUUGCUGUUCCAGCACACACAAAGUAAUAAUAAAAGAAACAAAUAAAAUCAA
This is a messenger RNA of Scophthalmus maximus (turbot), 1418 nucleotides long. It is a transcript of the gene tmem109, whose product is annotated as transmembrane protein 109. The transcript is spliced from 3 exons. Lineage: Eukaryota; Metazoa; Chordata; Actinopteri; Pleuronectiformes; Scophthalmidae. Gene Ontology annotation, biological process: cellular response to gamma radiation; intrinsic apoptotic signaling pathway in response to DNA damage by p53 class mediator. The record is from RefSeq and is a predicted model, not a curated record. The coding region runs from base 48 to 950 and encodes 300 amino acids.